Messenger RNA from Oncorhynchus tshawytscha (Chinook salmon), 4066 nucleotides. RefSeq names its product delta-like protein 4. The coding region runs from base 431 to 2518 and encodes 695 amino acids. Lineage: Eukaryota; Metazoa; Chordata; Actinopteri; Salmoniformes; Salmonidae. The transcript is spliced from 11 exons. Gene Ontology annotation, molecular function: calcium ion binding. The record is from RefSeq and is a predicted model, not a curated record. Gene Ontology annotation, cellular component: protein-containing complex; plasma membrane. Gene Ontology annotation, biological process: heterophilic cell-cell adhesion; multicellular organism development; Notch signaling pathway.
AACACCCUUCAUUAAGAAACAGAGUGCUCUGUGACUGAUGUCCUGCCAUAUUUUCAUAACAAUAUUGGCGCCACCAGAAGCUUUCUGUAUACGCAAAGCGCAAGAGUUGCAUCGACACAACGCCAAGAGAAAACACAUUUUCAGCAGGAUCAAGAUGGAAGGUCAACGUAAAGACAGAAGGAUGAAUAAACUGUGGAUAUUGACGUUACUGUUAUGCGUUUGACCUGCAUCUCACUGUCUGGAUAACAAGGUUUCUCAACUUCUGCGCGUUUUGGAUUGCGGAGCUCGGUCUCGCCCAAAAAGGUUUUGAAGAAGGAUUUAUUUAUUUAUCAUUUCCAAACUUCAUAUUUCAUCAUCACUGCUUGGAAUAAGAGCCCUCUGUGGAGAACAGGUUAUUUUUCAAAGGAUACGAACCGAUCUGUGGAAAAGAAUGGCAACUUGGUUUACCUUUAUCAUCGCAAUUAUUAUAACGAUUUUUAAGCAGGUUCUGGGAUCUGGUGUAUUCGAGCUUGAUCUUCAUCACUUUCAGAAUAAUAGAGGUUUGCUGGCAAACGGCGUAGCUUGUAAUCCAGCGUGUAGGACUUUUUUCCGAGUUUGCUUGAAGAACUACCAGACCGUAGUGUCACCAGGUGACUGCUACUUCGGCAGUGUCGUUACACCUGUACUAGGCACCAACUCGUUCAGCGUCAUGGAGGACGGCACGUUCACUAAACCUAUUCGCCUGCCACUCACCCACUUCGCAUGGCCGGGCUCGUUUUCUCUAAUCAUUGAAGCAUGGUUUUCUCCUUCAGCGGAUCUACCUGAAGCAGAUACAAACAACCCUGCUUUAUUGAUUAGUUAUUUUGCCAUUCAAAGAAAGUUGGAAGUAGGAGAUGAGUGGUCGCAGGAUGUGCAAAGUGUGAGGCAGACGGAGUUAAGGUACUCAUACCGGUUCAUCUGCCAUGCAAAUUACUACGGGGACAGUUGUUCGAAAAUAUGCGCUCCAAGAGACGACCGUUUUGGCCACUACACCUGCAACCCUGACGGGCAAAUAUCAUGUCUACCGGGCUGGAAGGGACAAUACUGCGAAGAACCAAUUUGCCUUGAAGGGUGCAGCAAAAUAAAUGGAAAUUGCUCAAGGCCAGGACAGUGUGUAUGCAGAGAGGGCUGGCAGGGCACCUUCUGUAAUGAGUGUAAAAGGCAUCCAUCCUGCAAACAUGGCACUUGUCAGCAGCCCUGGCAGUGCACCUGCAAAGAGGGCUGGGGAGGCCUCCUCUGUGACCAAGAUCUGAACUAUUGCACCCAUCACAAGCCGUGUCGUAAUGGGGCCACUUGUAUGAACACGGGCCAAGGGAGCUACACCUGUACCUGCCAGCCGGGCUUCACAGGGGACAAGUGUGACAGCGAGGUCAGGGAGUGCGACAGCCAGCCCUGUCGGAACGGAGGCCAGUGCUUGGACCUUGAGAACGGCUAUAGGUGUGCAUGUCCACAGGGGUUCGAGGGGACGCACUGCGAGCACAGAAUGCUGACUUGUGCCGAUUCACCCUGCUUCCACGGGAAGUGCAGAGAAAGGGACAACGGGCGGAGCUACAUGUGCGAGUGCCCAGGGGGCUUCACUGGACUCAACUGUGAAAAGAAAGUGGACAAAUGCACCUCCUUGCCCUGUACAAAUGGUGGACGUUGUGUUAUCCACGGCACCACACGUUGGUGCAGCUGCCGCUCAGGCUUCACCGGCCCACGCUGCGAGAUCAACAUCAACGAGUGUUCCAUGAACCCCUGCGCCAACGGAGCCAGCUGCAUGGACCGCAUCAACGACUACACCUGUAUCUGCCCCCUGGGCUACACCGGCCGCAACUGUGACAAGCCCACUGACAGCUGUGCCUCCAAACCCUGCCUGAACGGUGGGACCUGCACCAACGGGGCCAAAGGCCAGCCUGCUGACUGCACCUGCUCAGCCCACUUCAGCGGCACCCAGUGCCAGUACUACGAUGUGCCUUUACUCAUCCCCCCCAGCCCCAGCCCGAGCCCUGUCAGAGAGACCCAAGACAGGCUCAACUGGGCAGCCAUCUGUCUGGGUGUGGGCCUGGUGGUGCUCCUGGUGCUGAUCUUCAUGGUGGCCAUGGUCCUGCGCCACAUCCAGCAGCAGAGGAAGAGGGAGCAGGACUCAGAGACCAUGAACAACCUUUCACAUUUCCAGAAGGAGAACCUCAUUUCUGACCUGCAGCUGAAGAACACCAACAAAAAGGUGGAGCUGGACCUGGAGGUGGAUUGUCUCAGGGAGAAGUCCCAAAACCACAAACACAUCAACUACCACUUGGACAACAAAACCUUCAAGGAGUACAAGGAUGAGCCGUCGCAAGAGGAUAAAGACGAGAACUGUAAAAAGACGAUAGAGGAGAAAAUGCCGUUGAGUAGAAAACACAGCGAAAGGCCAGAGUGUAGGAUAGCAACGAUAUGUUCUCCAAGAGAUUCCAUAUACCAGUCUGUGUUUGUGAUAGCAGAGGAGAAAAAUGAAUGCGUCAUAGCAACUGAGGUAUAAUACAUGGAGGGUAUCAGACAUUCUGAAGAAUGGAUAUCUUCUGGACUGUUUACAGUGUAGAAACAGACAGGGAUUUAUUUAACUGUGAAUUGCUGCUCUUGAAAACUUGAUAACUGGACCGAGCCGGUGUGCUCUAUGAAUGCAAUAGGACUCAAACUACAGAACUUUGUUAGAAUGUAAGGACUGAACAGACUGUGAGAAAUAAUACACAACUUGGACUUUUGGAUGUUUCACCGUCAGGGUGUACUGACAGAUUCAGGCCCUUGACAGGACUUUUGGAUGUUUCACCGUCAGGGUGUACUGACAGAUUCAGGCCCUUGACAGGACUUUUGGAUGUUUCACCGUCAGGGUGUACUGACAGAUUCAGGCCCUUGACAGGACUUGUCCGACCAUAUCCAUGGAAAACAGGCCUAUGUGUUUAUGCCACCUUGCCCAUCAGCAGGACGAGAGGGCUCUGUCUGGAGAUACUCCACCUUAUUUUGAUAAUCAGAAAUCAGCAACCAACCAAUCAACUUACUGCCAACAAGACUGUGGAAGAAGCCAGCUACUUCCAUUUACCCUGGUGAUGUGCUACAGUAUGCAAAAAAGGAGACUUUGUUUAAUAAACUUUCAAGGAGAGAAAAAAACUACUAGAAACGGUUCAUUUUUUGAGAAUAUUUGAGACCCAGGCCUAUGUCAAUUUUGUAAAUUAUUAUUAUUAUUAUUAUUUACAUAAAAAAAAUGUUAAUAAAGAAUGUAUGCAUCCCGAAUCACAGAGCCUUAAGUAUGGGUUAUAGAGCUUGAUACCCUGCUUCUUCUUGGAUCCAUUGCACAACAAAAACUGAAGGGAAAAUACUUUUAAGAGAAAACAACUGAUGCAAUAAAUGACGUAGUGCCAGGGGGAUUCAAGAAGAAGCAUUUUUACUUCUUAUUAUGCAACAUUGCCCAGAAAUUAAAACAAAGAAAAACAAAAGUGACUAUCAUACCAAGGACGCCUAUAAUUAGAAUUGACAUUACUGAACCAAUAAUGUUUUUUUAAAGAUUAGUAUUUCACUAGUUAUUUAAAUAUUAUGAAGCACUGGUCUUUCUAUUAUGUUUUAUACGAUUAUUUUGUAUAUAAUGUAUAUUUAUAAAUUUAGAAGUCGGUGUACAACGGUUUUCAAUUUGAUGCCCAAAAAGUUGAAUUUAUUUUCAUGUUUAAUGUUGUUGUGAUUGUUGUUUUUUAAACAAUGAAAACAUAUCUGGUACACUGUUUGUUGGUUUCAUGUUGAGUAGAAGUGGUCAACUAUAGAACUUUCAAUUUGCCUAGAUAUUGGAAUGACUAAGAACCUUCCGUUGAAGUCCAUCCCCUGUUGUGGAAAUGGCUUCUUGUCUAGAUGAUGUAUGACCUUGUAGCAGUUCUAGUAAUCACAUGCAUACGGUGGUGACUGGUGAGUCAAUGUGAUGUGAAAUCAAUGUGCACGCAAUCAUUUAGUGGACAGUAUUGUAUUUGACAGCAAUGUGAGAAAUAUGGACAAAAGUUAUAUAUAAAAAAAAUUGAAUAAAAAUGUUGAAGUACAGUACACAAAA